AUGGCAUCUCGACGCGCCCUCCGCUCCCAAUGGAGCGUGCGAUCCUUCUCGAGACCAUCACCUGCUCCUGUCUCUCGCCCCUUCGCAAUCGCCCCACGGUCCAUCAACACAUCCGACUCGUCCGCUGACAGCAAGACAACACACUUUGGCUUCAAGACCGUGCCCGAAUCUGAGAAGGCCGACCGUGUUGCCGGCGUCUUCCACAGCGUCGCCGACUCGUAUGAUCGCAUGAACGAUCUCAUGUCUUUUGGCUGGCACAGAGUAUGGAAAGACCACUUCGUCUCGGGCCUCCAACCGGGCCUGUCGGCCUCAAACCCUCCAACUCCUCAACACAUCCUCGACAUUGCCGGUGGCACUGGCGACAUCGCCUUCCGCAUGCUUCACACGGCGCAUAACCUCAACCACAACCCCGACGUGCGCGUCACCAUCUCCGAUAUCAACCCUUCCAUGCUGGCUGUCGGCCGCGAUCGAUCAAAGAGUUUGCCCGCCUCCCAGCAGGCCGCCAUGUCUUGGCUCGAGGCCAACGCCGAGAAACUACCCGAGGGCGCUAUCAAGGACAACUCGAUCGACCUGUACACCGUCGCCUUCGGCAUUCGCAACUUCACUAACAUCCCCGCCGCUCUGCGCGAGGCCUACCGCGUACUCAAGCCCGGCGGCGUCUUCGCAUGUCUCGAGUUCAGCAAGGCGGACAACUACCCGCUUUUCAACACCAUUUAUAAGCGCUGGUCCUUUAGCGCCAUUCCCCUGAUCGGCCAACUUGUUGCUGGCGACAGGGACAGCUACCAAUACCUUGUCGAGAGUAUCGAGCGCUUCCCUAGCCAAGAAGAGUUCAGGGACAUGAUUAAGGAUGCCGGCUUUGUGAUUUCGGGUGACGGUUAUGAGAACCUCACAGGUGGCGUUGCGGCUAUCCACAAGGGUAUGAAGCCUGUCGCGUAA
This is a messenger RNA of Colletotrichum graminicola M1.001, 936 nucleotides long. Its product is annotated as ubiquinone/menaquinone biosynthesis methyltransferase. The record is from RefSeq and is a predicted model, not a curated record. Gene Ontology annotation, biological process: ubiquinone biosynthetic process. The transcript is spliced from 2 exons. NCBI's taxonomy places the organism in Eukaryota, Fungi, Ascomycota, Sordariomycetes, Glomerellales, Glomerellaceae. The coding region runs from base 1 to 936 and encodes 311 amino acids. Gene Ontology annotation, molecular function: methyltransferase activity.